Propithecus coquereli (Coquerel's sifaka) is the source of this 3366-nucleotide messenger RNA. RefSeq names its product otoancorin (gene OTOA). The coding region runs from base 1 to 3366 and encodes 1121 amino acids. The transcript has 28 exons. Gene Ontology annotation, cellular component: cell surface. Gene Ontology annotation, biological process: cell-matrix adhesion. Lineage: Eukaryota; Metazoa; Chordata; Mammalia; Primates; Indriidae. The record is from RefSeq and is a predicted model, not a curated record.
AUGUCUCAGGAACCUGCGACAUACACCCUUUUCCUGUUUCUUGCUCUGAGCCAUGGAGUGGCGAGUCAGAGAAUGCCAGAUUCCAAUGAGGAUUUGCAUCCGUUGUUGCAAAAAAUGGCAGAAGAAAUAAUAGACGGCAGCUAUCUGAAUGCAUUACUGGAUCUCAUACAAUUUCAAAGCUCCCACGUGUGGACGGCAGACCUGUCCCAUAGAGUCCUGGCCUACCUGAAUUCACGGCAUGUUCCCUUCACCAUCUCCAGCCUGCAGGCAGCCAUGGAAAACCACCUGGAGCAGCGUUUGCACCAGCCCCAGAAGCUGCUGGAGGACCUGAGGGAAACAGACGCUCAGCGAUUCCGCACUGCCAUGAGAUGGCUCUUGGAAGACAAGAAGGGCCGCUUGGACCUCAAGGACACCGUCAUUGACUUGGGAGAGAUUCGGGAACAAGCCUUGCAGAGCCCUGGUGUGAACCGCAGCCUGUUUCUGGUCACGCUGGAGAGGUGUUUCCAGGUGUUGAACUCCCUGGAGUGUGUGGAGAUUCUGGGCAGGCUGCUGAGGGCGUCCUCAGGCGGCUUUCUCCAGCCAGACAUCAUGGAGAGGCUCCCCCGGGACCUGCGCGAGGACGCCUUUAAGAACCUAUCUGCGGUGUUCAAAGAUCUCUACGACCAAACCUCGGCUCAUUCCCAGAGAGCCGUCUACACCUGGAUGACUGGGAUCUUGCAGACGUCCUCCAAUGCCACUGAUGACUCUGUUUCAUGGGUCAGUGCAGAAAAGUUAUGGAUUUUGGGCAGAUAUAUGGUUCACCUCCCGUUUGAAGAAAUUAUGAAAAUUAGCCCUGUAGAAAUCGGGCUAUUUAUCAGCUAUGACAACGCCACCAAGCAGCUGGAUACGGUCUAUGACAUCACCCCUGAACUGGCCCAGGCGUUUCUGGAGAGGAUCAGCUCCUCCAACUUUAGCAUGAGGAAUACCUCCACCAUCCACAGGCUGGGGCUGCUGGUUUGUUUCUACGAUGACCUGGAGCUGCUGGAUGCCACGGUGGCUCAAGUCCUGCUUCAUCAGAUGAUCAAAUGCAGCCAGCUGAGGGGCUUCCAGGCUGGCGUUCAGAAGCUCAAAGCCAACCUCUUGGACAUUGCCACGGAGAACCAGACCCUCAAUGAGACCCUGGGCUCUUUGUCGGAUGCGGUUGUGGGUUUGACCUACAGUCAGCUGGAAUCCCUCUCCCCCGAGGCUGUGCACGGUGCCAUCUCCACCCUCAACCAGGUCUCAGGUUGGGCCAAGAGUCAGGUCAUCAUCUUGUCUGCCAAAUACUUGGCCCAUGAGAAGGUGCUGUCCUUCUACAACGUCAGCCAGAUGGGCGCCUUGUUGGCUGGGGUCAGCACCCAGGCCUUCUGCAGCAUGGACUGCAAGGACCUCCCGCAGGCCCUGAGAAGCACCCUUUCUCAGCAUGUGUCCGGUUUGUCACCUGCCCAGCAGCAAGGUGUGCUUAGCAAGAUGAUCGAAGCAGGAGAUCCUGCCUCAGGCAUUGUGGAGAUUCCAGGGGCUUUCUUUAAAGAAGUGUCUCUGUUCGAUUUACGGAGGGAACCUGGAUUCAACCCCGCAGUCCUGAUGGACAAGGAGCUUCGCAGGAGCCAGGCCCUGUUCCUGUAUGAGCUUCUGUUAAAGACCACCAGGAGGCCCGGGGAGCUCCUGAGUGCUGGGCAGCUGGUCAAAGGCGUGACGUGCUCGCACAUUGAUGCCAUGAGCACUGACUCCUUUCUGGCCCAUUUCCGGUAUUUCGAGAACAACCUCUUCCUGCUUUCACCGUAUCAGGUUAAUUGUUUGGCGUGGAAAUACUGGGAAGUUUCCAGGUCGUCUAUGCCACCUUUCCUGUUGGCUGCACUCCCGGCCCGCUACCUGGCUUCCAUCCCGGCCUCCCAGUGUGUGCCCUUUCUGAUCAGCCUGGGGAAGAGUCGGUUGGACUCUUUGGUUUUAGAUUCCAACAAAAAGACUUCAGUCCUCGGGAAAGUGCAGCAGUGCCUGGAUGACUCCAUUGCUGACGAGUACACUGUGGACAUCGUGGGGAACCUGCUGUGUCACUUGCCAGCAACCAUUAUCGACAGAGGCAUCUACCCCAGGGCUUGGCCCCCUGCCCUGCAUGGCCUCAGAGACUGCCCAGACCUCAGCCCCGAGCAGAAGGCUGCGGUGAGGCGCAGGCUCCUGGAACAGUAUGGGUCUCCCAAUAAUAUCCCAAGUCUUGACAAAUUUCCCGAUAUCCUUCAACAAACAGCUUCCAAGUUGGCCGGUACCCUGCCCCCUAAAGAAUUCCUCUGGGCUGUCUUUGAAUCUGUUCGGAACAGCAGUGAUGAGAGUCCCAGCUCUGACGCCAUUCCUGGUUGCCAUGGAGUCCCGGCUCCUUCUUCAGACGAUGUCUUCAAGUUGGCUGAAGCCAACGCCUGCUGGGCCCCGGAGGACCUGCUCUGCAUGGAGGAAGACACAUUCAUCAGGAACGUGGAGCUGCUGGGGGCUGUGAAGGGUUUCAGCCUGCCUCAGCUGCUGGCCCUGAAGGAGAAGGCAGUACAGGUUUGGGACAUGCCUCCUUACUGGAGAGAACACCAUAUCGUCUCCCUGGGGCGCAUUGCUUUGGCUCUUAAUGAGAGUGAGCUGGAGCAGCUGGACCUCGGCUCCAUAGACACUGUGGCUUCCCUGAGCCAGCAGACAGAAUGGACCCCAGGACAGGCUAAAUCCAUUCUGCAAGGGUUCUUGGAUGAUUCAGACUAUAGUAUCCAGGAUCUGAAGAGCUUUCAUUUAGUAGGCCUUGGUGCAACCCUGUGUGCUAUGAACAGCACCGAAAUCCCACUUAUAAAGAACUCAGAAUUCAGGGUGGUAGUGGCCAGAAUUGGGACCCUGCUCUGCAGCACCCAUGUCUUGGCCGAGUUUAAGAGGAAGGCAGAAGUCGUGUUUGGGGAUCCCACUGAGUGGACCAGCUCUGUCUUGCAGGAACUUGGGACCAUUGCAGCUGGAUUAACUAAAGCAGAGCUCCGGAUGCUCGACAAGGAUUUGAUGCCGUAUUUCCAGCCAUCAGCAAUAAAAUGCCUUCCUGAUGAGAUAUUCAAAGAGCUGUCCGCCGAGCAGAUCGCCUGCCUGGGUCCCGAGAACGCCGCGGCCGUGACCCACGCCCAGCGCCAGCGGCUCAGCACGGUACAGCUGCAGAGCCUCCAGCGGGCGCUAGAUGGCGCCAAGGCUCAGCCCUGGCAGGACGCGCCGGCCAGCGCCGGUCCCACUAGGACCCCAGCCUCGCGCUCUCCCGCAGGAGCUCCCGUCUCUUGGGGCCUUGGACUUGGCUGCCUCCUGCUGGGUCUAAUGGCCAAGCCCCUGUGGGGAGUGGCCUGA